GUUGCUAGUUCCCUAAAACCAACCUCAACACUCAGUACAUUCUCGUGACAUUGUAUCUAUAUCUAUACAUUGUAUUCAUAUAUAUAUAUAUAACUCCUUGUUUUUGCAAAUCGUGAAUACGAUGGGGAGAAUUUUAAUGCAGUAUUUGGCUUCGAAAACGGAACCUGUCGUAGCUAGUUUAAUAGAUUCUGAUUUGAAUGAACUCAAAUUUGCAGCAAAGAAACUUUUCAAUGAUGCAACUAUGUUUGGAGGCAUAGGAGCUGGCGUGUCUCCCCUUAGAUGGAUCGCUUCCUUUGCUGCUAUUUAUUUACUGGUUCUGGAUCGCACAAACUGGAGAAGCAAUAUGCUGACUUCAUCAUUAGUGCCUUACAUAUUCUUCAGCUUACCUGGUUCUUUGUUUCACUUUUUCCGAGGAGAAGUUGGAAAAUGGAUUGCGUUCGUGUUGAGACUUUUCUUCAACAAACAUUUUCCAGAUUGGAUGGAGAUGCCAGGAUCAAUGAUUCUUCUAGUGGUAGUAUCCCCAGACUUGUUUGCUCUAAAGUUUAGGAAUAAUUGGGUUGGAGUGGCAAUUGAUCUUUUAAUUGGUUGUUACUUGCUACAAGAACAUGUGAGAGCUACAGGUGGAUUCAGAAAUUCUUUCACACAAAGACAUGGAAUAUCUAACACUCUUGGCAUCAUCUUCCUCAUAGUUUACCCUAUUUGGGCAUUGUUUAUCCAUUAAUUAUAAAUGCAUUAUUAUACCAUAUAGUAUACUACUAUAACAGGAAAAUAAGGUGAAAAAAUCUUAGUGUAGCUGAACUUCACUAUUUUGUUUUUUACAAUAUGUUAAUGCAGAGUUUAUUGUAAUUUCGUCCUCAAAGUUAUAUAUAAUAGAGAACAUAAUUG
This is a messenger RNA of Lathyrus oleraceus (garden pea), 885 nucleotides long. Its product is annotated as cold-regulated 413 plasma membrane protein 2. The coding region runs from base 122 to 721 and encodes 199 amino acids. Gene Ontology annotation, cellular component: membrane. NCBI's taxonomy places the organism in Eukaryota, Viridiplantae, Streptophyta, Magnoliopsida, Fabales, Fabaceae. The transcript has 3 exons. The record is from RefSeq and is a predicted model, not a curated record.